GAUGGGAGCUUGGUAAAUUUACCCGGUAAAUUUUACCGGUAAGGUAAAUUUACGUAAAUUUUACCGAUAUUUUUUUUACCCGGUAAAUAUUUUUUACCGUUCUAAAAAUCGAGUGACCACUUAUUUCAAAUGUUUUUAUGUGAACAUUAACACUAGUAACAUUUCUAUGAGGUUAAUGUUAUCCGUAGACCGUAGUCGAUACGUCAAUAUACCUAAUUAAUAUUACGAGAAUUUGGUAAAACCAGUUCAAAUUAUCACCAUUCCAUCCAUUCCCCGAACGUAGUAUACAAAACACAAGUACACUGUACACUAUAAAUAACUUACCAACCACAGCGACCGUUCACGCUGCGUAUACCUAAUUAUAUUUAUAUAAUAAUUUAUAGUAUGUGAUUAUUGAUUAAUGAUAACUGAUAAGUGAUAACUGAUUUUUUGCUUCAUUAUUUGUGUUGUUAAUUUAUGUUAGUUCUCAUUGUUCAAAAUAUUUUAUAUUAUAAUUUCUAAUGUACUAAAAUAAUGAAGCCGAAAGAAAUCAAAAAAAGGUGCUACACAAAAGUAGAAAUUGAAGGAAAAGAAAGAUAUGCGUGCAGAUAUUGUAAUAAAAAUUAUAAAGAAAAUGUAACAAGAAUGACAGUGCACAUUAAAAACGAGUGUAAAGAAGUUCCACAGUGUAUUUCAAAAUCUUUAUUGUCGCCUAACAAAUCAAAGUUUAACCAUAAAAAUAUAAAUGCAAUUAAUCAAAAUUCAUUGGAAAUUGUGCCAAAUACUGAAACUGUUAUUCAGAUAACUGAUACAAAUCAGAGUUCCAUUGAAAAUCCUCAGAUUACCCUUAAAAAUCAGAGUUUACUGAAAUUUGUAGAUACAAUGAAAGGAGGAGAAAAGGUAACAUAACUAUUUUAGUUUUAAGCUAUAUAAUAAUAGAAUACAGUUUAAGGCCAAGAUGGGGCUUUAUAGUUAAUACAAUUUUUAUAGUAUUUUCUAUAUAAGAAAUUAAAAAAUGUUAAGUAGGUUCAUAUUCUGGAAAACUUAAAUAAUGUAGAUAUUUUUUAACAAUUUUAAUUAAUGUAUAAAUCAAUCAUUUAUAAUUUAUUAACUGUAGGACCAUUUGGAUGAAUUAUUAUCAAGAGCCAUAUUUACAUCUGCUACGCCAUUCUCAAUU
Messenger RNA from Acyrthosiphon pisum (pea aphid), 1156 nucleotides. RefSeq lists its product as uncharacterized. Bases 514 to 888 code for a protein of 124 amino acids. Lineage: Eukaryota; Metazoa; Arthropoda; Insecta; Hemiptera; Aphididae. The transcript has 2 exons. The record is from RefSeq and is a predicted model, not a curated record.